AUGCUCCUCCCAACCACAGUCGCCCGCGUCAAAAAGAUCAUCCACGCCGAUGACGAAGUCGGCCCCUGCUCCAACAACGCCGCCUUCGUCAUCGCCUGCGCGACUGAGAUGUUCAUCCAGUACCUCGCCGAGAAGGCGCACGAUGUCGUCAAGUCAGAGACCAAGAAGCCCAGACGGAACGUCCAGUACCGAGACGUCGCUACAGCGGUCGCGCGCUUCGACAACCUGGAGUUCCUCGAGAGCGUGGUGCCAAGGACGGUGAAGUGGGGGGAUGUGAAGCGGCGCCAGGAGGCUGAGAAGGCGAGGAAAGAGCAGCAGGGGUUGGCGGCGAAUGGGCAGACGACGCUGGGGCUUGUGCGGGGCGAGAAGGCGCUGGAUGCGCAGAGUGAGGGGCGCGGGCAGGUGAAUGGGUAUGAUAGUGUGACGGCUGUUGAUGAUGAGGAGAAAGAGGAAGAGGGGGAGGAAGAGGGGGAGGAAGAAGGGGAGGAAGAAGGCAUCGAUGAAGAUGAGAUGGAUGUGGAUUCUGAGGAGACAGCUGGUAGACGCCGGGGCGACGACGCAGAAGAACAUCAGCUGGAGAUGGAGAUGAGAGGUCCGAGGAUGAAUGGAGCGGGCAACAGUGGAAGAACGGACACUGUUGGUAAUGGGACGGCUAUGGUGUGA
Messenger RNA from Coniosporium apollinis CBS 100218, 663 nucleotides. RefSeq lists its product as uncharacterized. The record is from RefSeq and is a predicted model, not a curated record. The transcript has a single exon. NCBI's taxonomy places the organism in Eukaryota, Fungi, Ascomycota, Dothideomycetes. Gene Ontology annotation, molecular function: protein heterodimerization activity. The coding region runs from base 1 to 663 and encodes 220 amino acids. Gene Ontology annotation, cellular component: CHRAC; nucleus.